AUGUCCCGCAUCAUCAAGGCGCUGCAGAUCAAGGGCAGCGAGCCCAAGGAGGGCGUCUCCACCGCCGACACCUUUCUCCGCAACGAUGACCUGCUGCCCGUCGACCCGGAGCGCCGCUCGUGGGGCACCUGGUCCUUUGUCGCCUUCUGGGUCAGCGACGGCCUCAACCUCAACACCUUUAUGAUUGCCUCGACGGCCGUCUCGCUCGGCAUCUCGUGGUGGGCCGCGUGGCUGGCCAUCAUCUUUGGCUACACUGCCGUCUCGUUCCUCAUUGUCACCACUGCCCGCAUCGCCGCCGUCUACCACAUCUCGUUUCCCAUUCUCGCCCGCAGCACCUUUGGCGUCUGGGGCGCCAUCUGGCCCACGAUCAACCGCAGCGUCAUGGCGUGCAUCUGGUACGGCGUCCAGUCGUGGAUCGGCGGUCAGUGCGUCACCCUCGUGCUCCAGUGCCUCGCGCCUGGCUACAUCAACAUGAGGAACACGCUGCCUGCGUCGGCUGGCAUCGAGACGUACGAGUUUGUCUCCUUUUUCCUCUUCUCGCUCAUCUCGCUUCCCAUCGUCUACCUCAAGCCCGAAAAGGUCCGCUACUUCUUCCACGUCAAGUCCGUCGUCGUUCCCAUUGCUGCCAUUGCCUUUUUCGCCUGGUCCAUCGCCGACGCCAAGGGCCUGGGACCCAUUGUGCACCAAAAGGCGACCAUCAGCGGGGGAAAGUAUGGCUGGGCGUUUGUGUCGACGGUCAUGAGCUGCAUCUCCAACAUGGCCACCCUCAUCGUCAACAUCCCCGACGUCGCGCGCAUGGCCAAGUCAAAGAAGAGCGUCACCUGGUCGCAGUUCAUCUCCAUCCCCGCCACCUUCAGCAUCACGUCCUUCUUUGGCAUCAUCAUCGCCUCGUCCUCCAACGUCACCUACGGCGAGCUGAUCUGGAACCCGGUGCUGCUGCUCGGACAGCGGCUCAAGGUCGACCCCUACAACUCGGCCAACCGGGCCGGCGUCUUCUUCAUCGCCCUCGCUUUUAUCAUUGGCCAGAUCGGUGUCAACGUCGCCGCCAACUCGCUCUCUGCCGGCCACGACCUCGCUGCCCUGGCGCCCCGCUUCAUCUCCAUCCGCCGUGGCUCGUUUGUGGCCGCGGCCGUGGGCUUUGCCAUGUGCCCCUGGCACCUCCUCGAGAGCUCAAACUCGUUUGCCACCUACCUCUCGGCCUACUCGCUCUUCCUCAGCUCCAUUUCGGGAACGAUGCUCUGCGACUACUACAUCGUCCGCCGCGGUCUCCUCCACGUGCCCUCGCUCUACACCUCGGACAGCCAAGGGGUGUACCGCUAUCUGGGCGGUUUCAACCUGCGCGCCUUUGCUGCCUACAUUGCGGGCAUCGCCAUGAGCGUCACUGGCUUUGCAGGUGUCCUGGGUGCCAAUGUUUCGACGGCCGCCGAGCACAUCUACACGCUGGCCUACCCCAUUGGCUUCCUCACGAGCGCCCUCGUCUACCUGGCCCUCUGCACCCUCUGGCCCGUCAAGGGCGGCGUCGACGUCCGCACCGCCAGCAGAAAGGAGUUCCACGAGCCAGAGAGCUGGGAGGACGACGGCUGGUUCCCCGAGGCCCAGGCCCAGGCUCAGACCGAGGCUCAGGCCCACCACGCUGGCAAGACCAAGCUGGUAGCAUGA
Acaromyces ingoldii is the source of this 1659-nucleotide messenger RNA. Its product is annotated as putative uracil permease. Lineage: Eukaryota; Fungi; Basidiomycota; Exobasidiomycetes; Exobasidiales; Cryptobasidiaceae. Bases 1 to 1659 code for a protein of 552 amino acids. Gene Ontology annotation, cellular component: plasma membrane. Gene Ontology annotation, biological process: transmembrane transport; nucleobase transport. The transcript is spliced from 2 exons. Gene Ontology annotation, molecular function: nucleobase transmembrane transporter activity. The record is from RefSeq and is a predicted model, not a curated record.